This is a messenger RNA of Suncus etruscus (white-toothed pygmy shrew), 3913 nucleotides long. RefSeq names its product HPS5 biogenesis of lysosomal organelles complex 2 subunit 2 (gene HPS5). Gene Ontology annotation, biological process: developmental pigmentation. Gene Ontology annotation, molecular function: protein binding. Gene Ontology annotation, cellular component: cytoplasm. The transcript is spliced from 23 exons. The record is from RefSeq and is a predicted model, not a curated record. Lineage: Eukaryota; Metazoa; Chordata; Mammalia; Eulipotyphla; Soricidae. The coding region runs from base 275 to 3700 and encodes 1141 amino acids.
UGGCUGGCUGUGGCUCACCCCCCUUCGGCCUACGGCGCUUCCAGGACCGGUCGGCGCGGGCGUCUCCGGCCACCGCGGGUCAGCUGCGAACUGGGCCCCCCGAGAGCGGAACGGCGACGGCGGCCUGAGGGGGCGGGCCCGCGCGCGACUUGGAGGGCGGCGCUCGUCACGUGACCCGGAAGUGCCGGCCCCGGCGUGCCCCGUCGCUUUGGGAUGACGUCUUAUUAAGGAAUACUGAAACUAUCACUCAACAUAGCUUCAAGUGUCUGACUAAAUGACUUUUGUGCCAGUAAUACCUGAUUCCUACAGCCAUGUUCUUUCAGAAUUUGAGUGUCUCGACCCAUUACUUUCCACCCUACGAUUGGACUCCAGUCGUUUAAAGUGCACGAGCAUAGCUGUAUCUCGGAAAUGGUUGGCUUUGGGCAGUUCAGGAGGAGGACUCAAUCUAAUUCAGAAAGAAGGCUGGAAGCACAGAUUGUUUCUUUCACACAAGGAAGGAGCAAUUUCUCAGGUUGCUUGUUGCUUACAUGAUGAUGAUUAUGUUGCUGUGGCUACCAGUCAAGGUAUUGUAGUUGUUUGGGAAUUAAAUCAAGAGCGUCGUGGGAAACCAGAACGAAUUUUUGUGUCUUCAGAACACAAAGGCCGAAAAGUUACUGCCCUCUGUUGGGAUACUGCUAUUCUGAGAGUUUUUGUAGGUGAUCAUAUGGGAAAAGUGACUGCCAUCAAACUGAACACAUCCAAACAGGCAAAGGUAGCUGCUGCAUUUGUAAUGUUUCCUGUUCAGAAUAUAACAACUGUUGAUUCCUGUGUUGUCCAAUUAGAUUAUUUGGAUGGAAGACUACUCAUAUCUUCACUUACUCGAUCCUUUUUGUGUGACACUGAGAGAGAAAAGUUCUGGAAGAUUGGAAACAAAGAAAGAGAUGGAGAAUUUGGAGCUUGUUUCUUUCCUGUAAGAUGUUCUGUAGGCCAGCAACCCUUAAUAUAUUGUGCUCGUCCUGGCUCUAGGAUGUGGGAAGUGAACUUUGAUGGAGAAGUUAUAAGUACACAUCAGUUUAAGAAACUUCUUGCAGCUCCACCUCUCCCUGUGAUUACAUUCAGGUCAGAACCUCAGUAUGAUCAUAUAGUUGGAUCCCCCCAGUCUUUGUCUUUCCCCAAACUCUUGCAUCUUAGCGAGCAUUGUGUGCUGACUUGGACAGAAAGAGGAAUUUAUAUUUUUAUUCCUCAGAAUGUUCAAGUUCUUCUUUGGAGUGAAGUUAAAGAUAUUCAGGAUGUGGCUGUCUGCAAAAAUGAAUUGAUUUGUUUGCACUUAAAUGGGAAAGUCUCUCAUCUUUCAUUACUAUCUGUGGAACGCUGUGUGGAACGUCUGCUAAAGAGAAGCCUAUGGAACCUAGCUGCUCGCACUUGCUGUCUUUUCCAAAAUUCUAUCAUUGCCAGCAGAGGAAGAAAAUCUUUGACUAUAGAUAAAGUAGAGCAUUUGAAAUCUCAGCUGGACCUCACAACCUAUAAGGAUCUAAUUUCUCAACUAGAAGAUUUGAUCUUAAAAUUUGAACCAUUGGAUUCAGCUUGCAGUAGUAGAAGAAGCUCUAUUUCAUCACAUGAAAGUUUCAGCAUCCUGGAUUCAGGAAUUUAUCGUGUUAUUAGUAGUAGAAGAGGCAGUCAGUCUGAAGAAGAUUCUUGUUCACUUCAUAGCCAAACACUCUCUGAAGAUGAGAGACUGAAAGAAUUCAUGUCACAUCAAGAAGAGGACCAAACUGAGCAGGGUUACAGUUCACACAGAAACGAAGUGACAGUUGAGACAGAUAAGAAUGAAACUGUCCUUCCCUUCGGCAUUCCAUUAUCAUUUCGUUCUCCAUCUCCUCUUGUGUCUCUUCAGGCUGUCAAGGAAAGUGUUUCUAGUUUUGUGCGUAAAACUACUGAAAAGAUUGGUACCCUUCAUGCAAGCCCUGAUCUGAAAAUGAGAGCAGAAUCCAGGGGAAAUGAGCAGUCAUGUGAAGAGGAUGUGAGUCCAGCUGCUAACCUAAAAGAGGAAGUUACUGAGGAUGAAAAAGAAGUUACUAGUCAGCCUCCAGAAGACAACAAAUUCCAAGAGCUUAAAAUAGCAACGGCUGAAGCAAUGACCAAGCUACAGGACCCACUUAUUUUAUUUGAACCCAUGUCUCUGAAAAUGGUGUUGCAGAAAUGGCUUUCUCAGUUAGAAAAAUCAUUUCCCAUGAAGGACUUCUCAGGUAUUUCAUACACUGACAGCUCAUCCAUGCAGCAGAAAAAGGAUGUGUUAUUGCUUGAUGAGUCAAAACACGGAGAAUUAGAUGAAGACAAUGUAAUAGGAAAAAAGAACACUUUGAGCUCUGAAGACACUGUUGUUCAAACCACAAGUGAAUCUGAAAAAGAAAAAAAGGACCCUGAAGGCAAUGAAGAUGCUGUAAAUCAAACUACGAAUAAAUCUGAAGAUAGUGUGAGCAAGUCCUUGGAUGACCUUUUUCAGAUAUUUUCUCCAUGCAUCAUAGAGAACAGUCUUCAGAAGGAACUGGCUGAAUUGACCACAUUGUGCUUGGAAUUGAACACAUUGAAGUCUGAGAUCAAAAGCACAAGUGAUCAAGUGGGCGGCACUUUACAACAUUUUUCUGAACUUCUACCUUGUCAGUUCCUAAAGAAGUACUUCUUUCUCCUAGACUUGCAAAGAACAAAGGAGAGUAUCAAGCUUAGUUACCCUAACAGUCCUGGUGUUUGGAACACUUUUAUGGAAGGAUUGGAAGAAAUGGCACAUUCCAGUUCUACAUACAUGAAAAUGGAAGGAGACCUGCCUACACUAAUAAAGUUAUUAGAGGACUCAGUUCCUUUUGAUAGUCCUUUGUUGAUUGUUUAUGCUACCCGAUUGUAUGAGAAGUUUGGGGAAUCUGCCCUUCGAUCCUUAAUCCGGUUUUAUCCAUCCAUUUUGCCCUCGGAUAUCAUGCAGCUCUGUCAUCAGCAUCCUGCCCAAUUUUUGGCCUAUUUAGACUGUCUGGUGAAAUCUAGGCCUGAAGAUCAACGACUUUCCUUCCUUGAGUCUCUUCUACAACCAGAGUCUUUAAGAUUGAAUUGGCUGCUUUUGGCUGUUUCCCAUGAUGCUCCUCCAACCACCAGCACUCUGGAUGAUGAAGGAAAUCCCAGGCCUUAUUCACACUUGUUUUCCUGGAAUUACAGCCAGCUAAUUCUUCAUCUGGUUAAACUUCCUGCAGAAUUUACAACCAAAGAGAAGAUGACUGACAUUUGUAGGUCUCAUGGUUUCUGGCCUGGAUAUCUUACUCUGUGUUUGCAGCUGGAGAGGAGAAGAGAGGCCUUCACCACCAUUGUGUAUCUGAAUGAUAUGAGCCUGAUGGGAGGGGACAAUGGUUGGAUCCCAGAGACUGUGGAGGAAUGGAAGCUUCUUCUACAUCUUAUACAGAACAAAAGCACUGUGCCAACACCUCAAAGUCCACCAAAUGGGAUCUUCAGUGAUGGGCCUUCUCCUAUCAAUGUGGAAAAUGUGGCACUUCUGUUAGCUAAGGCUAUGGGCCCAGAUCAGGCCUGUUCACUGUUACAGGAAUGCAAUUUGACACAUGAGCUUUCAGAGAAGUUUACCAGAACCUGUGAUAUUCUGAGGAUUGCUGAAAAAAGGCAGAGAGCCUUGAUACAAAGCAUGCUUGAAAAAUGUGAUCGGUUUCUAUGGUCUCAGCAAGCCUAAGUGGAAGGAGAUUCAACAAGUCAUCAUUAUAUUUUGAAAGAAAAUGAAUCAUGCUACUGAGCCUUCUGAAUGUGCUUAUUAUUGAAGGAACGGGACCACCCGACCUCCUUCUUUGGGAGUACUUUUUGGUACUGCAUCUAACUCUGGCUAGGACUUCCUCUGUUUCUCAACCAAAGAUGAAUUCUGGAAGCAAAUUCAUACUGAAAUGAAGUG